This is a messenger RNA of Morone saxatilis (striped sea-bass), 4794 nucleotides long. It is a transcript of the gene myom2b, whose product is annotated as myomesin 2b. The transcript has 38 exons. Lineage: Eukaryota; Metazoa; Chordata; Actinopteri; Moronidae. Gene Ontology annotation, molecular function: protein binding. Bases 1 to 4236 code for a protein of 1411 amino acids. The record is from RefSeq and is a predicted model, not a curated record.
AUGUCAGUGUGGAUGAAACGUGGGAAUUACAACCAUGAAUACCACCACAAAGAUAGCAAAUAUGUGGUAAAAGAAUACAGCAGCUCUGAGGCGAUGGAGGAAAGAUAUGAGCACAAAACACGUGUUCACGUCCAGGAAAUGAUAAGUGCAAAGAUGUUGGACAAAUAUGUGCGUGAGGGGCCUAUGAUCAGGGGACCAAAGUUCCUGGCCAGACUCAGAUCCCACACCGUGUUUGAACACACUCCGGUCAAACUCUUCUGUACUGUCGAUGGCUUCCCCAUGCCUAUUGUAAAAUGGUAUAAAGAUGAUGUGAUUCUGGACGUGUCCUCUGGAAAGUACCUGGUCGAAGCUAAAGGUGGAGUCCAUUCUCUGGAGAUCCCAAGAUGCUCAACUGAUGAUACCGCCCAGUACACUGUGGUGGCUGGUAACAACCAUGGACAGGCCUCUAGUCAGGCCUCCAUCAUUGUCAAGAGGUUCAAGCAGGAAGAGGAGUCCUGUCCUUAUGCAUGGCUGCCUUUCACUGCUGCCAUGCUUCCCAAGAUCCACUACACUAAAAUCAACAUCACUUUUCUGGAAAAGUUUGGGCCUGUUUUUGCAACUGAGGGAGAAUCUGCAUCACUGACUGCUACUAUGACCCUGAACCCCAACCUGGCCAACCUGCAGCCUGAGGCACAGUGGUACAGAGAUGACACGCGUCUGUUUGAUUCUAAAUGGGUGAAGAUUGAAACUGGCAGAGGAGUCACCACCUUGACUCUUCCUAACCUCUUCAAGGAUGAUGAAGGCCUCUACACACUACGCAUGGUCACUAAAGGAGGCACUGCAGAACACAGUGCUUUUGUCUCUGUCUCAGAUGGUCCUCCCCCAGUCCCUGGUGCACCUGGUGCUCCCAUGGACAUCAAGAUCCACGAUGCCAAUAGAGACUAUGUCAUUGUGUCAUGGAAGCCCCCAAAUACCACCACAGAGGGACCAAUCCUGGGAUACUUUGUGGACAAAUGUGAGGUUGGAACUGAAAACUGGACCCAGUGCAAUGAUCACCCCAUUAAGAUAUGUAAAUACCCAGUGUCUGGGCUGUUUGAAGGACACUCCUUCUACUUCAGAGUCAGAGCAGUGAACUCGCACGGAAUCAGCAAACCAUCCCGCAUGUCUGAUCCUAUUGCUGCACUGGACCCCACUGAGUUUGCGAAGCUCCAUGCCAAAAAACUUGGAGGAAAACUAGAUGUUGUGUCUUACCAUGAUGAAGUGGAAGCUGAGGGAAAGCCUCCAGGUGCUCCAUCAGGGAUUAAUGCCUCAGAAACAGACAGGACAUAUGUUGUUCUGAGCUGGAAAGCCCCCGCAUAUUCCAGCAAGGCUCCCAUGUGGUACUACAUAGAAAAGUGCCUGGCAGACACUGGUGCAUGGCAGCGUGUUAACACUCAGGUUCCUAUUCGAUCUCCCCGUUACGCCGUAUUUGACCUAGCAGAGGGCAAACAAUACAAGUUCAGAGUUGUGUCUGCCAAUAUGUAUGGAAACAGCGAGCCAUCAGAGCCAACUGGACCUGUCGAGACUCAGGAGCUCAAAGGUGUGCCAUCUGCUCCCGGUCAGGUGAUUUCUACCAGGGAAACAGACACCUCUGUCCUCAUCCAGUGGGCUCCUCCAAAGGAACCCAACAAUCUGAUUGGCUACUAUAUCGACCAGUGCGUGAAAGGGUCCAAGGACUGGACCUCGGCCAAUCACAAACCUCACAAGAGCACCAAGUUUGUGGUUAGUGGUUUGACCAAAGGAGAAACCUAUGUGUUCCGUGUCCAGGCUAUCAAUGAGCUGGGUCUUAGUGAUGAAUCCCAGGAGUCCGCACCUCUGACUGUUAAGGCUGCCCUCACCAACCCCUCUUCUCCCUACGACGUCGCACUACUGAACUGUGACGGCCAUUCAAUGGUUCUUAACUGGAAAAAGCCUCUUCACACUGGAGGAGCAAAGAUCAAGGAGUAUUACGUGGACAAAAGACGCAGCGGAACAACCAUGUGGAGGGAAGUUCACAUCCCACCACUCACAGAAAGACUUUAUAAGGUGGAGGGCUUGACAGAGGGAGCAGUCUAUCAGUUCCAUGUGUAUGCAGCCAACCUGGCUGGCCUUGGAACAGCUUCCAAACAAUCAGCUGAUUUCACCUGUGAGGCCUGGACUAUGCCAGAGCCUGGUCCUGCCUAUAACCUGACUUUCACUGAAGUGAGAGAUAAUUCAUUGGUGGUUGAGUGGCAAAAGCCUGUCUAUGCUGGUUCUGGACCAAUUACAGGCUAUCAUGUUGAGUACGCUAAGAAGGGCACUUCUGAGUGGACCACAGCCAAUCAGACGGCUGUCAGUCAUCGUUUCCACAAGGUAACAGGUCUGGAGGCGAACACUAGCUAUAUUUUCCGAGUACGUGGGGUCAAUGCUGCUGGAGUGGGUAUGGCCUCAAUGCCAUCUGACCCAGUGACUGCCAAGGCUGUGGCAGGUUUCCAGGAGGUAUCCUGUGGUGUGGAUGAGAAGUCGGGUGACAUUGUUAUGUCAUUCGAGUCGUGCCAAACAAACGAGGGCUCUCAGUUUAUCUGGAAGAAAGAUUAUAAAGAAAUCACAGAUUUCUCCAAAGGAGUGGUGAUUAAGACCGAAGGCAGCCAUUCUAAGCUGAUCUUUAAGAAUGCAGAUAAAGAGGACUUCGGGACAUAUUCUGUUUCUGUCACCAACACAGAGGGAGUGUCAUCCAGCUAUAAGAUCUCUGCUGAAGAGUUGGCUAAGAUGCUGGCACUCAGCUAUGAUAUCAGACACCCAAUCAUACCACUGAAAUCAGAGUUGGCCUAUAAGAUUUUGGAGAGAGGCAGAAUGAGGUUCUGGCUGCAGGCUGAGGAGAUUUCUUCCAAUGUCACCUACAAAUUCUUUGCCAACAACAAGGAACUGUCUGGAGCUGAUCCCAACAAGAUGGGUCAUGACGUCUCUACAGGUAUCAUUGAGUUCAUCAUGGACCAUUUCACCGAGGAGAAUGAGGGGACAUUUACCUGCCAGAUCACAGAUGGAGGAGGCAAAGCACAGAGCUCCCUGGUUCUCAUUGGAGAUGCUUUCAAGGCAGCGCUUGCUGAGGCUGACUACCAGAGGAGAGAGUACAUCAGAGUCAAAGAGGGUCCCCACUUCAGUGAGUUCCUGUCACUUCAGGUUGGAGAGGACUGCUCUGUCACUUUGGUCUGCAAGGUUGCUAACUUGAAGAAGGAAUCAGUGUUCCACUGGUAUAAAGAAGACACAGAGAUCAUCCCUGAUGUGAAACCUGACCUGGGAUCAGGAGUCUGUAAACUGCCAAUUAAACUGUUUUCACUGAAGACAGCAGGAGUUUAUAAGGCCACCAUCAGUGAUGACAGAGGAAAAGAUAUGAGCCAAAUUGACAUCUCUGGAAAAGUUUUUGAGGAUGCCAUCAACAAGAUCAGCCAACUGGCUGGAGCCAGUGCGGCAGAGCUGGUGAUUAACUGCACAGCAACAGGCAUUCAGAUGCAGUGUCACAUGAAGUAUUACACCUCAGAGAUGAACAUCACCUGGUAUCAUGGUGAGACUAAACUCUCCCACAGUGACAAGGUUGUGAUUGGAGGAACUCCUUCUAUGGCAACAAUGGAGGUGAUUGAGCCGAUGGAGAAGGAUAAAGGAAUGUACUCCAUCGUGAUCACGGACCCUGAAAACUCACAUAAACGCAAACUGGACCUCAGUGGUGAUGUGUAUGAGAAGGCCUUCGCCGAGUUCCAGAAACUCAAGGCUGAGGCUUAUGCUGAGAAGAAUCGUGGUAAGGUGGUAGGAGGACUGCCUGAUGUGGUCACCAUUAUGGAAAAGAAGACUCUGAGUUUAACAUGUACAGUGUGUGGCGACCCCAAGCCUCAGGUCUCAUGGUUGAAGAACGGAGCGGAUGUGGAACCUGACGAUCAGUACGUGGUCUCCAUGGACCAGGGCAAGUUUGCAAGUCUGACGAUCAAAGGUGUUACCAUGGAGGAUUCUGGCAGAUAUACCAUGAUUGUCCAGAACAAAUACGGAGGGGAGUCUGUGGAUAUAGUGGUCAGUGUGUACCGUCAUGGAGAGAAAAUCCCUGAGGCGAAGCCAACUCUGACCCCUAAAACAAUCAUCCCUCCCAAGGUCCCCAUUGAGAUCCCUCAGCCCAAGACCCAGCCUGCUCCUAGCCCCGCUCCUAGCCCUGCCCCUCCCAAGGCUCCAACAGGAAGAGGGGUGAAGAGUCCCACUCCCACUAGGAGGAAGUAGAAAGCAUGACAGUCAUAAAUGAGGAAGAAACAUAUUCACACACUGGUGCACAUGUAGAUCACACAAGCUUUCAUUGGUAUUCUCUAUCUGGACAAAUAUUAAAAGCAUUAAAUGAAAUGGACCUAAUGCACUUGGUGUUAAAUUAGAGACUCGAGGAAACCCUGAUAGUUAAAAUAAUAAUAAUAGUAAUAAAAACUGAAAAAGGAAAUGUGUUAUGUGUGUGUGAUAUCACUGUAUGAAAAAAAGAAACUGAAAUGAAUGAAAUAAACUAGUUCAAAUCUGAACAUGACUAAAGAAUAAAUGAGUUUAAUUUAAUUGAAAUUAAAUGAAUUGAAACUUGAAUAAAGCUGAAAUUUGAUUAAAACUAUUGCUGGAAAAAGAAUUAAAUGUGUUUUAAAUUGACACUGGAGUGUAAGUGAAGCAACUAUUAAAUGCAUAGCCUUAAUGGACAGCCCUGUGCACACAUGUUACAACAAAUCUAAUGUAUAUCUGGCUAAACUAAAUAUAUAAAUAAAUAAAGAUGAAUAUGUACACUAUGAUUAAACACUAUAUGGAUUA